AUGAUUCAAAUACUGGACAAAGAGGUCUACUAUCAUAUGAACGAACCGGACAUCACAUUAAAUCGUAUAGUGGAUGGCGAGGACGCAGUGGUGUCGGGUAAACCAUUACAAGCACCAUGGGCGAUCAAUUUUCAAUUCAGAGCACUAGCCGUUAUGGACACCGACAGAUGUUCCGGUUCAUUGAUUGCUUUGAAUUGGGUCUUAACGGCCGCACAUUGUGUGCCUAAAAAAUGGUUUGGAAAAUGGGUGAUAAGGGCCUCGCAGUAUAGGAGCGUCGGCUUUCAGACCCGACACGUGAACCAGACAUUUAAGGCGUCGAGCGGUGCGGACUUGGCUUUGAUUCAAACGGACCGACCCUUUGACCGACUCCGAGACCGAACCCUAAAGAGACACUACUCUAUAAACACUGUAUGUCUGCCGGAAAUGAAUCGGAAUUUUAUUUCAGGAAAUGUGACGGUAUUUGGUUUCGGGUUCACUGGAGACAACUUAAUGUUUCAAUCGGAUAAACUACAAAAGGCUAUACUAGAGCUCUGGUCUUAUGAUUCUGUGACUGAACUGUGGUGUGACUUGAAUUAUGGCACUGAGAAACUCUGUGCCAAGUUUAUCAAAGGCAGGCUCUGUCAGGGUGAUUCUGGCGGCGGUUGGAUACACUAUAACGAUCGGUACGGCACUCAGGCGGUGGUGUCGGGCGUCACUAAAUCUACUGAUUUAGAUGCCAAAGGCGAUUACAAGAAUCACCAGAAAUAUGGCAUAAAUACCGAUGAAUGCGGUCUAAGAUAUGAACCGAUUUUAGUUGAUAUAAAUUAUCCAAAGAAAUGCUUUCUAACCAAUCACUCAAUGAUUCAGAUACUGGACAAAGAGAUCUACUAUCAUAUGAACGAACCGGACAUCACUUCAAACCGUAUAGCGGAUGGUGAGGACGCAGUGGUGUCGGGUAAACCAUUAGAGGCACCAUGGGCAAUCAAUUUUCAAUUCAGAGCACUGGCCGUUUUGGACGCUGACAGCUGUUCCGGUUCAUUGAUUGCUUUGAAUUGGGUUUUAACGGCCGCUCAUUGUUUAAAAGAGGCCUCGCAGUACAGGAGCGCCGGCUUUCAAACCCGACACGUGAACCAGACAUUUAAGGCGUCGAGCGGUGCGGACUUGGCUUUGAUUCAAACGGACCGACCCUUUGACCGACUCCGGGACCGAACCCUAAAGAGACACUACUCUAUAAACACUGUAUGUCUGCCGGAAAUGAAUCGGAAUUUUAUUUCAGGAAAUGUGACGGUAUUUGGUUUUGGAGACACUGGAGAAAACUUACUUUUGCAAUCGGAUAAACUACAAAAGGCUACACUAGAGCUCUGGCUCCAUGACUGGCCGGUGACUGGCCGGUGGUGUAACCUUAAUUAUGGCAUUGGGUAUCUUUGUGCAACGUUUAUCAAAGGCAGGCUCUGUCGGGGUGAUUCGGGCAGCGGUUGGAUACACUAUAACGACCGGUACGGCACUCAGGCGGUGGUGUCGGGCGUAACAGAAUCUACUGAUAGAGAUUCCAAAGUUAAUAUAAAUUAUCCGAAGAAAUGCUUUCAAACCAAUCAUUCAAUGAUUCAAAUAUUGGACGACGAGGUCUACUAUCGUCUCAACGAACCAAACAUUAUAUCGAGUCGUAUAGUGGAUGGCGAGGACGCAGUGGUGAGGGGCAAACCAUUGCAAGCACCAUGGGUAGUUAACAUUCACUUUAGACUUCUCACUCUUAUAGACUCCGAGGGCUGUUCCGGUGUAUUGAUUGCUAUGAAUUGGAUCUUAACGGCCGCCCAUUGUAUUGAUAGCCGUUGGUACGGAAAAUAUGUGAUAAGGGCGUCGCCGUACAGAAGCACCGGCUUUCAGACCCGACAUAUUAACCAAACAUUUAGUUCGUCGAGCGGUUCGGACAUUGCUUUGAUUCAAACGGACCGACCCUUCACUCGACUCCGGGACCGCACACUAAAGAGACACUACUCUAUAAACACCGUAUGUCUGCCGGAAAUGAAUCUGCCGUUCACUUCGGGAAAUGUGACUGUUUUUGGUUUUGGUUUUGUCGGCGAAAACUACACUAUUUUCCCGCCGUUGGCCGAUAAACUACAAAAGGCUGUACUCGAGCUCUGGUACUGGGAUUUGGCGUUUGACGACUGGUGUGACUAUAAUAAUACAAUCUGCGGCUCAACUAUCAAAGGCCGGUUAUGUCAGGGUGAUUCGGGCAGCGGUUGGGUUCAGUAUAAUGAUCGAUAUGGGACUCAAGCGGUUGUUGUGGGCAUUACUAAAUCGAUUGAUUUAAAAGGAGGGGAGGUCUACUAUCAUAUGAACGAACCGGACAUCACUUCAAGUCGUAUAACGGAUGGCGAGGACGCAGUGGUUCCGGGUAAACCUUUGAUAGCACCAUGGGCAGUUAGUAUUCACUUCAGGGCACUGGGCGUUAUAAGCACAGACUUGUGUUCCGGUGUAUUAAUUGCAACGAAUUGGGUCUUAACUGCCGCCCAUUGUAUUGACGACUCUUGGAUUGGAAAAACAGUGAUCAGGGCCUCACCCUUUGCCAGCGCCGGCUUUCAGACCCGACACGUGAACCAAACAUUUAACUCGUCGAGCGGUGCGGACUUGGCUUUGAUUCAAACGGACAAACCUUUUGAUCGUCUUCGGGACCGCACACUAAAGAGACACUACUCUAUAAACACCGUAUGUCUGCCCGAAGCGAACCGUACGUUCACUUCGGGAAAUGUGACGGUAUUUGGUUUUGGUUACACCGACGAGAGCUAUAUAUCAGUUGCCGAUAAACNUAAAGAGACACUACUCUAUAAACACCGUAUGUCUGCCCGAAGCGAACCCUAUAUAUCAGUUGCCGAUAAACUACAGAAAGCUGUGGUGGAGUUGUGGUCCGUCGAUCCGGUGACCCGAUCGUCGUGUGCUCUGAGUUUUGGCAAUACUAUCCUCUGCGGGUCGUAUAAGAAAGGCCGGACAUGUAGGGGUGAUUCUGGCGGCGGUUGGAUAGGCUAUAACGACCGGUACGGCACUGAAGCGGUAGUGUUGGGCAGCCAUUUAGGAUCUGAUGCAAGCGGUGAAAUGAAUGCAGAGUUUGUAUCGAAAGGCGAUUACAAGAAUCACCAGAAAUAUGGCAUAAAUACGGAUGAAUGCGGUCUAAGAUAUGAACCGAUUUUAGUUAAUAUAAAUUUUCCUAAGAAAUGCUUUCAAACCAAUCAUUCAAUGAUACAAAUACUGGACAAAGAAGUCUACUAUCAUAUGAACAAACCGGACAUCACUUCAAGCCGUGUAGCGGAUGGCGAGGACGCUGUGGUAUCUGGCAAACCAUUGCAAGCACCAUGGGCA
Medioppia subpectinata is the source of this 3333-nucleotide messenger RNA. The record is from the annotation of a GenBank genome assembly. Lineage: Eukaryota; Metazoa; Arthropoda; Arachnida; Sarcoptiformes; Oppiidae.